Molecule: messenger RNA, 806 nt
Organism: Pterocles gutturalis (yellow-throated sandgrouse)
Lineage: Eukaryota; Metazoa; Chordata; Aves; Pterocliformes; Pteroclidae
Gene: SRSF10
Product: serine/arginine-rich splicing factor 10
Exons: 6
Molecular function (GO): RNA binding
Source: RefSeq, a predicted model, not a curated record
GUCUGAAGACUUGCGACGUGAAUUUGGUCGUUAUGGGCCUAUAGUUGAUGUAUAUGUUCCACUUGACUUCUACACUCGUCGUCCCAGAGGAUUUGCUUAUGUUCAAUUUGAAGAUGUCCGUGAUGCAGAGGAUGCUCUCCAUAAUUUGGAUCGAAAGUGGAUUUGUGGUCGGCAAAUAGAAAUCCAGUUUGCACAGGGGGAUCGAAAGACACCAAAUCAAAUGAAAGCCAAGGAAGGGAGAAACCUAUACAGUUCUUCUCGUUAUGAUGACUAUGACAGAUAUAGGCGAUCUAGAAGUCGGAGUUACGAAAGGAGACGAUCUAGAAGUCGUUCUUUUGAUUACAGCUAUAGAAGAUCGUAUAGUCCCAGAAACAGUAGACCUACUGGAAGACCUCGUCGUAGCAGAAGCCAUUCGGACAAUGAUAGGUUCAAACACCGCAAUCGAUCUUUUUCAAGAUCUAAGUCCAAUUCAAGAUCACGAUCCAAGUCACAGCCCAAGAAAGAAAUGAAGGCUAAAUCACGGUCUAGAGGUAGGACUAAACUUUGACUUGACUUGUGUAUAUGAACAAGCCAGAAAAGCCGAACACAAACCCACGAUGUUUCAAGAGUGCAUGAAUAAAGAUGUUGUCCUAGUUCUUGCUCCCAUGGAAAAAUUGUGAAGAAGCUGUUCUGUGGGCCUUUCAGUUGGGGACGAGUUAGCAGGAUGUGGCCAAAAGGGCAGGGAAUGUUUAUGCAUUCAUGCAAGUCAAGCCACAGCCCAUCUAGAUAACAUCUCCCUUCCUUGAUGCAGGUAUCCUAGUCCUGCU